Alternaria atra is the source of this 1653-nucleotide messenger RNA. RefSeq lists its product as uncharacterized. Gene Ontology annotation, biological process: transmembrane transport. Gene Ontology annotation, molecular function: transmembrane transporter activity. The record is from RefSeq and is a predicted model, not a curated record. NCBI's taxonomy places the organism in Eukaryota, Fungi, Ascomycota, Dothideomycetes, Pleosporales, Pleosporaceae. The transcript has 5 exons. Bases 1 to 1653 code for a protein of 550 amino acids.
AUGUCAAAUCCUUCGUCACUCCAUGAAGACAAAGACAGUGCAUCUCUACCCCAGCGUAAGAGAGAAGCGCCAACGCGUAUGAUAGAUGGGAAAGAAGUCGAGCUUCACACGUGGAAUGGUCCUCACGACCCUGACAACCCGUUCAAUUGGUCUAACAAGUACAAAUGGUUCUUGACAAUUACUGUCUGCUUCAUCUCCAUCUUAACAGGUCUCCCGGCUGGAUCUUACGGUGCUGGUAACGAGUGGAUGGCGACUCGCUUCAACGUUCAGAAUGAACCGUUUCCGAACCUCUAUUGGGCGACAUGCUCAUGGAAUAUGGGCGCUGCUCUCUUCCCACUCCUAUUCGUGCCUUUGACCGAGAACACUGGUCGUAUGCCUGGGUACUUCGUCGCAUACAUCGUCUUCGAAUUGUUCCUUUUUGGGUCAGCUUUUGCUGGUAACUUUGCAACCCUAGUCGUCACCCGUUUCUUCGGUGGUGGUGCAUCAUCCGUUUCUAUCAACAUCGUCGGUGGUAGCAUCAGCGAUGUAUGGAGAGGUGACAAAGCUCGAAGUUUGCCAAUGUCCAUCUUCGGCUUCACGUCCGUCGCUGGUAUCGCUCUCGGACCGUUUGUGGGUAGCGCGAUCGUACAGAUCGGCUAUCCUUCCACUGGGCUGCAAUCCCCAUGGCGUUGGAUUUACUACAUUCAAAUCAUUUACAACGCCGCUCUAAUUCCCGUUUUCUACAUCAUCCUCAAGGAGACCCGUGGCGACGUCAUCCUGAAGAAGCGCGCCCAGAAGAUUCGCAAAGACACCGGUCGCGAAGUCUACGCCGAAUCCGAGCUCGACAAGCCUUCAAUAGCCAAUUUACUCAAGGUCUCUUUCAUGCGACCAACAAAGAUGUUGCUCACCGAACCCGUCGUCACUUUUUUCACCCUUUGGAUUAGUUUCGCGUGGGGUAUUCUGUUCCUAUUCUUCUCCUCCGUCGUACAAACCUUCAGCGCAAGCUACGGUUUCGGAACUUUCCAAACUGGUCUCAUCCAACUGUCCAUCACCGUCGGAGCGCUGAUUGGAACGCUCAUCAAUCCGAUACAAGACUGGAUGUACCUCCGCACUGCAUCUAAGAACCAGGAGCGCCCUGGUAAGCCCAUUCCGGAAGGCCGUUUAUACACCAGUAUCCCUGGUUCGCUACUCUUCACCGCUGGUCUUUUCUUAUAUGGCUGGACAUGUCGACCGGAGAUUCACUGGAUCGUGCCUGCGAUAGGAAUCUGUAUGGUGGGUGUGGGCAUCUAUUCCAUCUACAUGGGGGUAGUCAACUACCUCACCGACGCUUACGAGAAGUAUGCUGCUUCCGCGCUUUCUGCCGCAUCUCUCGGUCGUAACUUAUUCGGCGCUUUUCUACCUCUCGCUUCCUACUCGCUUUUCAAGAAUCUAGGUUUCGGCUGGGCAGGCAGUUUACUUGGUUUCGUUGGAUUGGCAUUGAGUCUGGUACCGGUGGUACUACUCAUAAAGGGUCGCCAGAUCCGCGCGAAGAGUCCGUUCAUGUCGGAAGCCACAUUUGAUGAUGGUGGUGACGAAGAUAUGGAUGACAGGAAAAACAUUCAUAAUCAUCGGGGCACUUUUGGGCCCGCGGGUGUUGCAGGUGGACCGCCUGGUGGAGUGGACGAUGCUGUCUAA